CUCCAGCCCGCCUGCCCGGGGCAGACAGGCGCGGGGCAGGAGCGCGGAGCAAGGCUGGAGGUGGAGGGAGGAAGUGCCCGCGAGGGUGAUGACAUCACCGCCCAGCCCUUGAAAGAUGAGCUGUUCCCGCCGCCACUCCAGCUCGGCGCUGGAGGCUCCGAAGACGACAGGGGACUUCAGGCGCCCCGCUGGACCGGGGGGCCACGGAGGUGCCCGCCGCGCCCGUGCGCCAGACAGGCCCGGCGGGGCCCCCGCUCACGUCCUCUGCGUCCAGAUGUUCUCUGCCUGGAAGGAACCGAUGUUCCUGUCGGUUCAUAAGGACGCCGUGCCCACCGCUGCCUCUCUUGGCGUCGACAUGCUCAACCUCACCUCGCAAGUCCCGGAGCCCGCUCUCAACGGGACCCUUCCCCAGAGCAGCAGCUGCUUCCACUCGGACUGGUGGAACUGGCUCAACACCAUCCAGGCCCCCUUCCUCUGGGUCCUCUUCCUCCUGGCAGCUCUCGAGAACAUCUUUGUCCUCAGCGUCUUCUGCCUGCACAAGAACAGCUGCACGGUGGCAGAGAUCUACCUGGGCAACCUGGCCAUGGCGGACCUGAUCUUGGCCUUGGGACUGCCCUUCUGGGCCAUCACCAUCGCCAACCACUUCGACUGGCUCUUCGGGGAGGUCCUCUGCCGCGUGGUGAACACCAUGAUCUACAUGAACCUCUACAGCAGCAUCUGCUUCCUCAUGCUGGUCAGCAUCGACCGCUACCUGGCCCUGGUGAAGACCAUGUCCAUGGGCCGGAUGCGCGGGGUGCGCUGGGCCAAGCUCUACAGCCUGGUGAUCUGGGGCUGCACGCUGCUCCUGAGCUCGCCCAUGCUGGCCUUCCGGACCAUGCACGAGUACGCGGCCGAGGGCCACAACGUCACCGCCUGCAUCAUCAAGUACCCCUCGCGCAGCUGGAUGGUGUUCACCAACAUCCUCCUCAACUCCGUGGGCUUCCUGCUGCCCCUGAGCAUCAUCACCUACUGCACCGUGCAGAUCCUGCAGGUGCUGCGCAACAACGAGAUGCAGAAGUUCAAGGAGAUCCAGACGGAGAGGAAGGCCACGGUGCUGGUCCUGGCCGUGCUGCUGCUGUUCGUCGUCUGCUGGCUGCCCUUCCAGAUCAGCACCUUCCUGGACACGCUGCUGCGCCUCGACGUCCUCUCGGGCUGCUGGGACGAGCACGUGGUCGACGUCCUCACGCAGAUCGCCUCCUACGUGGCCUACAGCAACAGCUGCCUCAACCCGCUGGUGUACGUGAUCGUGGGCAAGCACUUCCGCAAGAAGUCGCGGGAGGUGUACUGGCGGCUGUGCGGGAAAGUGGGCUGCGGGCCCGAGCCCAGCCAGACGGAGAAUUCCCUGGGCACGCUGCGCACCUCCAUCUCCGUGGAGCGCCAGAUCCACAAACUGACCUAGGCGACGCGGAGCAGCCGGGGAGCGGAAGCCGCCAGGGCUGCUAGUGCGCAUGACCAUUGGUGGACAGCAAAUCCCGUGCGUGGCCUUGGGCGGUGCGUCUGGGGUCUCCCGUAAAACUCAGGAGCUGAAUCCCCACCGGCCCAAGUUGCAGGGAGCAGUGUCGGGAGGUUGGCGUGAUCUGGUACACAGCCAACAGCCCAUAACAUGCCAGUGUUAUUGGUCAGGUUCGCUGCCACCCCUGGGCCAGUCCGCCCCUUCCCAGGAGUGGAGGGAGCCUGGGGGCAGGGACGGAGCGACUGAGCUUCCUUCCCACGGGAUGUCCCACCCCGCCCCAGCAUGACAGCUCAGAUCUCCAGCAAUGCCACCCAGCUUUGGUGCCACGGCUGAGUGUCCCACGCAUGGGCCCGGCUGCCAUCUCGCCUCGGGUUUCUUCAAACCGCUCAGCUAGGACUUUGGAGGCUGAGUCUCAGGUUAAUGAAAGUGAAACCCUGAGGUCCCCGGUAAGAACCCGGAGACCAGGAUUUUUUGUUCCCCGCGUGGAAAGACAAGGUGCCAAAGAAGCCAAUAAGCACUUAUGCAGCACUUGCUGUGUACACAGCAUCGAGUUCCGUGGGUAAGAAAAGAAAAAGAAAAUACAGCCUCCAUCUUGAAGGAACCUGCGGACUCGUGGUAAUUCAGGGUCUGCAACCGCCAGAAGGCGGUUCAAGACGCGGUCAGGCAAGGCACCGUGGGCGACGCGGGCUGGCGGGGCGAGAAGCAGACGCCCCCAGCUCAGCCGAUAACUAGUUGCACGCGGCUGCGUCUCGGCCUGGGUUUGCUCCUCUGUAAGACGAGGUUGUUGUGGGGAAUAAAGGAGGUAACAAGCAGGGAAGUGCUUUGACACAUGAAAGGUGCUAUCUAAAUGUGAGGCGUCACUGUGCCCACAGAACGGAAGUAAGUUCAUCUCGAAGAGAAAGACACAGGUUCAGCCAAAGGCCUGUAGAAUCGGUCUUGUAGCUAAUGGUUGUGUAAAGCACCCGUUAGUGUCUGACACAUAAUAGGUGUUCAAUAAUGUUAGCUCCCUUCCACCACCUGUCCUUCCCAUCAACCUGCCCCACCCCCACCCCCGCCCCCGACACACACACACACACACACACACAAGCAUUUUCGGUAAGGUCACCUGUUCGGUGGAGAUGGGAGAAGGCCCUCCCCAACCCGCCUCCAGUAAGUUAUUGGCGCAAAGCAGCUACUGCGCAGGGGCCAGGGCUCCGCCUCUUGUGGGAGGGGCUGAGGGCGGGGCGGGCAGUGAUGGGCGGGGCAGGGAGCAGGUACCAGGUGUCAGGCCAGAAGAAGCUGGACCAAGCAUCGUUGGCCAGAGGCUUUAUGGACAGCCUUGGCCCCAAGCCCUAGGACCUCUGGGAGAUUUGUUUCUUCUUUCUCUAUGGGUGUGCAGCCUGCUUCCUGUGGCCGGCCCACAAAGAGAUAAGGAGAAUGCACCACCCAGGCGCCAACAACAAUUGCUUAGAGUCGAGGCAGGGAGGGGCGCUCCAUAGCCCUGGAGUUCGGGAGCUACAGAGGGUAAUGUAGGCAGCGCCGGGGAAGCACCCACUUGUUCUAAAUGGGUGGUUUGGGGCAGGCUCUCCCUGGAGGAUAGCACCUAUAGGACCAGGCAGAUUAGAUGACAAAGAUCCCACAAAUCCCAAGCAAUCCUGCUCUGGAUUUUAAAAGAGAAAGCGUCCAAGUUGCCACUGUGAUGUAGCAUUGUCGCUGCACCUGCUCAGGUUGCAGCUGCGGCUGGGAUUCAGUCCCUGGCCUGAGAACUUCCAUAUGCCAUGGGUGCAGCCAAAAAAAAAGAGAGAAAGGGUCAAAAAUGAUCUCCUCUCCAUCCCAGCCUUUUUUUCCCCCCCUGCCAAUCAUCUUCUGCCCCAAUGAAUAUACACACUUGUAGCUGGAGAAAGAAAACAGGUGAAAUAAGAAGUAAGAACGAUUUAGUAUUAGAAUGAAGUUAAACCAUGAACAUAUGGGGGGGGGACUGGGCUUUGGAGUGUGUGACACUCUUUCAUCAGCAGGUGUGCAUGAUCUGAGAGUCUCCUGUGGGCAGAGCCGCAUCACAGCCCUGGGCUCUCAGUGGUCAUUUAGGGUCUGUGUGUGGUCUAAGGGGCAGCCUGUCCGUGGAAGAGGAGUUGCCCCUUGGGUUGUGCUGAUUCCGUGAUGAAGAAUGUCUGUCCUGUGAAAGACCCAAAAAGCUCUUCCUUUGUAAAGAGGGAGCAUUUCGCAAAUGAGGAGAAAUGGCUGAACCCCGUACACAUGUGUCUUUUCUGUCCAGCAUAAUAAAUGGAUGAGGCCUU
Messenger RNA from Sus scrofa (pig), 3765 nucleotides. It is a transcript of the gene BDKRB2, whose product is annotated as bradykinin receptor B2. Gene Ontology annotation, biological process: G protein-coupled receptor signaling pathway; vasoconstriction; cell chemotaxis. Gene Ontology annotation, molecular function: C-C chemokine receptor activity; bradykinin receptor activity; C-C chemokine binding. The record is from RefSeq and is a predicted model, not a curated record. Gene Ontology annotation, cellular component: membrane; external side of plasma membrane. NCBI's taxonomy places the organism in Eukaryota, Metazoa, Chordata, Mammalia, Artiodactyla, Suidae.